CGGGAAAGGGCGGGAAAGAGAGUCGAGCGGUGGUGGGCAGAGGGCAGCAGAGAUGUGUGGAGAAGGGCGGAGGUGGGCGGACGUGCGCGGAGGUGGGCGGAAUCGGGCGGAGAUGGGCGGAGAUGGGCGGAGAUGGGCGGACGUGCGCGGAGGUGGUCGGAGUCGGGCGGACAUGCGCGGAGGUGGUCGGAGUCGGGCGGAGGUGACUGGAGCGAAGAUGGUUGGACCGGAGAUGAGUAGGUGUAGAGGAGAGGGUCGCGUGGACCGCAGAUGGGCCGAGGUGGGCGGAGGUGGGCGGAGGUGGGCAGGUGGAGCGAAGGUGGGUGGACUUGGGCGAAGGUGGGCGGAGGGGAUCGGGAUCAGGAUCGGGAAGCGAAAGUGGAGGUGGCGAACUUGGCACGUGGCGAACUUGCCACAUGGCGAUCUUGGCACGUGGGAGGGGGAGGUGGUGACCUUGCCACGUGGCGAUCUUGUCAUGUGGGAGGGGGAGGUGGCGAGCUUGUCGCGUGGCGAACUUGCCACGUGGUGGGAAGCGGAAGCCGAGGGGGAAGCGAAAGCUGAAGAUGGCCGGAGAGGAGGUGACAGGAGCAAAGAUGGCCGGAGUGCAGGGGAGGCGGAAGCGGAAGCAGGGGGGAUACGUAAGCGGAAGGGGGGGGGAUACGUAAGCGUAAGGGUGGGGGAAACGUACGCGGAAGCGGGGGUGGAGGGAAGAGGAAGCGGAAGGCAGAAGGCUAAGUGGGCAGAUGGCAAAAGCGAAGGCGGAAGCGGAAGUGGGGGCAAGCGGAAGCGGAAGCGGGGCAGAAGUGGAAUCGGAAGCGCCGAGAAAGUGGAAUCGGGAGGGAAGCGGAAGCGGAAGGGGGGGGGAAGCGGAAGCGGGGGGAAAGCGCAAGCAAGGGGGGAAGCCGGGCAAGCGGAAGUGGGGGGAAGCAGAGGCGGAAGCGGAGAGUGGAAGUGGAAGCGGGGAGAAGCGGAGCGGGAAGCGGAAGUGCAGAGAAGCGGGGAGAAGCGGGGAGAAGUAGAGCCCGAAGCACAAGCGAGGAGAAGCGGAAGAGGGGAGAAGCGGGGAGAAGCGGAGCCUGAAGCGCAAGCGGGAAGAAGUGGAAGGGAGUCCAAUCAAUAAAUCAAUCAAUAAAUCAAUCAAUCAAUCAAUCACGU
This is a messenger RNA of Chara braunii, 1155 nucleotides long. NCBI's taxonomy places the organism in Eukaryota, Viridiplantae, Streptophyta, Charophyceae, Charales, Characeae. The record is from the annotation of a GenBank genome assembly.